This is a messenger RNA of Naegleria gruberi, 432 nucleotides long. RefSeq lists its product as uncharacterized. The coding region runs from base 1 to 432 and encodes 143 amino acids. Lineage: Eukaryota; Heterolobosea; Eutetramitea; Acrasida; Naegleriidae. The transcript has a single exon. The record is from RefSeq and is a predicted model, not a curated record.
AUGUGGAAGGUAGCUACCGAGGAAACUAAAGAAGGUUAUAAGAAACUACACAAACGAAACUUGGAAUAUUACAACCAGGGCAUUGAGGCACCAGAAAUUAAUACAGAAAUGAAAAACAAAUUGAUGCAAACACCAAUGAAUGAAAGAUUUGAAAUGAUAACAAUGUUGCUUACCUCAUUCAAGAAUCAAUGUAACCUAUUAGAAAUGGAAAAUUCAAAGAAUAAUCAAUUGAAAUCUGAUCUUGUAAAGAGAGCAACCAUUUCAGCAGAUGAAAUUUCAUCCCUUUCGAGUGUUAAACAAUUACAAGAAUUACAAAAUGCUCUGAAAAAGUCCAAUGAUUUGAUUCAGGAAGAAUUAUUCAAACGAUUAAUAAGAACAGAGCAACAAACAUCAUCAAUAUUUAAAUAUUACUGUUUAUUAAUUAUUAAAUAA